AUGGCUGAUAUCCCCGAGUCAACUAUUAACAGCUUUCCUUAUAUUUUGAGACAGGUUUGCUACGUGGCCACCAAAACACCCGUGGAGGCCUCGAGACAGGGUGGAAACGUGUGGGAACAAAAGGAGCCCCGCGCAAGGGCACCGAGCGGCACCCAUCGCAGCCCCCGCUGCCCUGCGGGGCCCAGCCCGCUCCGCUCCUCGCUCAGCACCCGCCGCGGAGCCGCGCCCGGCGGGCCCUGCCCGGCCCCCGCGGGGAGGAGACAGCGGCGGGAGGGCGGCGGCGCUUCCCUGGGCCCCGGCAGGCCCGGCAGCGAGCGGGGCCGCGGCCCGGCGGGCAGAGCCGCAGGAAAAUUGGAUGGCUGGGUGAGAACUGGUAGUCCAGAAGAAGAGAUCGUGACUGAGGAUUGUACCGUAUCUAAAGAAAUGCAGGAACUGCAGAAGCAAUGGCACUCUGUGGUGCAGAUCAUCCACAGCAACGCAAAUGUUGUUGCAUUUAUGAAUUCUCGAGUUGGCCAAUAUUUAGAUGACCAUCCUUUUAUUGCCUUGUCACUCCUGAUGUUUAUUGCAGUGUCUGCUAUUCCUGUUGCAUUUUUCCUGAUUUUCGUUGUUACAACAGCUGUGAUGGCCUGUAUUGGUGUGAUAGUCAUGGAAGGUAUUGCGAUAGCCAUAGGUGGCAUAGCCCUCCUGUGUGUGCUGUGUGGCCUGGGGGCAGUUUCCCUGGGAGUUUCUGGAGUACUGAGUAUUUCUUACAUUGCACUUUCAACUCUGGUCAACUACUGGUGUUCUUCAAGGGGUCAGCUAAGAAAGCAAGAUGUUAAUGGAAGUUUGCCACAGAAGAAGCCUGGCUUGGAUGUUUCUGCCAAUAAUGGAAAAAGUGAAUAAGUGGGUUUGUCCCCACUUCCUCCAUAGGCACUUAACUGCCCCGUUCUGACCUUCAUUAUGUAACUGUUUACUCCUUGAGCAUUCAGCCUUUGUGUGCUCCUUCUGGGAACUGAAAAGAGUCAAUGUACAUCUUACAUAGUCGAUGUAAAAUGGAUAUUAAGAGUAACCAUUAAGCAGCAGUGUAUUGCAGUAGUAAGUGUAUGUGCAUGAUGGAAUGCUCCACAGAGCUUGGGCAAGGGAUGUGACUGGUACUGUUAAGUCAGUGGUAAUUAGGUGAAAGAAAGAGUAGGGAUUUGAUUUCUCAUUAGUUGCUGGAGUUCUGGACAUACUCUCUUGAAGUUUUUGUGCAGCAGUUGGUCAUUUUGAAACAGAAGUACCAAAGCUCAGAACACACUCAGAAUGCAUUUUGAAUGUGGAAAAAAUACUUGUAAGCCUUAACAGCCUUUGUUAAAAUAGUAUGCUAAUGCUUUAUAUUUAUUAUACAGGGAAAAUAAGGUUUUGUCAUAUAUUAAGUCAUGCUCUAAGCUUAUAUAUACACCUUUAGAUGUUGCAUUAUUCCAAAGGGAUAUUUUCCUUGUUCUCAUUGCCUCAUUAUAGCAAGGGCAUGCUUAAAUGGUGCAUUUUUUCCUCUUUGUUUAGGUAUUUAAAUUGCCUGGUUUGCUUCUCAGUUGUAACUUCUUGUAUGUUAUUUAAACUUUUUUGGUUUUGUUUUUGCAAAAGCUAUUAUAUUUUUAAGCAUUAAGAAACUAUCUAACUAUAUUAGUUUAAUAAAGUGCUGUUUGUUUAA
Molecule: messenger RNA, 1669 nt
Organism: Pseudopipra pipra
Lineage: Eukaryota; Metazoa; Chordata; Aves; Passeriformes; Pipridae
Gene: LDAF1
Product: lipid droplet assembly factor 1
Exons: 7
Coding region: 1-882 (293 amino acids)
Source: RefSeq, a predicted model, not a curated record